Messenger RNA from Larimichthys crocea (large yellow croaker), 5750 nucleotides. RefSeq names its product RAS-like, family 10, member A (gene rasl10a). Bases 2935 to 3546 code for a protein of 203 amino acids. The transcript is spliced from 3 exons. Gene Ontology annotation, molecular function: GTPase activity; GTP binding. NCBI's taxonomy places the organism in Eukaryota, Metazoa, Chordata, Actinopteri, Sciaenidae. The record is from RefSeq and is a predicted model, not a curated record.
UAUUAGUUGUUUGUACUCUCUCUGUGAUGUAGUUGCACUUACUGAGUCUAAAACAUGCUGGAACCAGCCUUUAAAUAAUUCAGCAAACUCGGUUGUUAAAACCUCAAAUUUUCAGACGAAUUACAAGAACAUGACCUCAGUGUCCUUUAGGUUUUCUAUCGCCCUGAGUCCUGUGCUACGGACACAGUCCAUUAAAGAUACACUUCUGACUUCUGAAGGUUGAAAACAUUGAAGCACUGCACAUAAUCUACACAAUACUAUGCAGUCUUUGAAGACAAAGCUAGUGUAUGGACGAACAUACAUAUGAAGUGAGUGAUUUAGAGAAUACAGAUAAAAUGUCACAUGCAAUCUGUGCGAAUAAACACAUAAAUUCACAUCAAACUAUGACGCCAUAAGCAAUCAAUCACAUUUUCUCGCUUUAAGACGUCCAUGAUGCAAACAGGCUCCUCGCUGCUUUAUUUACGACCUUUGAGUGCCACUUUAUCUGCUUUAUAAAGGGUUUAUAUGUUUAACUAGUGGCUCCAUAAAUAGUUAAUGAGUCAUUUACCGAUGAUUUACAGGUUGGUUCUAAGCCAUUUGUAAAAAUGUUUUUUGGGUUGCCAGGUUGUAAACCCUUUCUGUCUUUCUGCUGCAGCAGGAUAUUACCUUUGUGUUUCAUCCCCUCCCCUCUCGGACAGUUUGAGCACUUAUUUGAAAAGGGGCUGCAGAGAAUCUGGUCCAAAAAACAUUUAUUAAUAUUUACAGCUGCAGACCUGAUGCAUUGUUACAAAGAUCAUUUUCAUAAUGGAUUACUAAUGAAUCCUAAUGGAUUACUAACAUUUCUAACAGCAAAGAAGAGUGUGGACUCCUGUGGGCCACUGCCCCCCUUCUGUAUGCUACCUCAGAUACCAAACAGUGUUCCUCCUAAAAUAUGUACUGUGUACACAAUAUCAACCAAAAUUAAUAAAUAAUUCUAGAUAUAUUUUGACACAAAGCCUCUCUAGAGGACUCAAGGCCCUUCUCCUGUGUCAGUUCAUAUUGUGCUUUAUUGUUGCAAAUGACAGAGUAACCUUAAUAAAACUACUGUACCACUAUAAUCACCAUGUACUGAAUCUGUGGACUUCUGUGGAGGCUCCUGAAGAUCUGGGGUCAGUUUCUGACCUCCCACACAACUAAAUAUAUUUAUCAAAGUAAAGUUGAGGUUCUUGUACUUUGUGUACUACUGUAUACUUUUGGAAGCCGUUAUUGUACUCAACAUAAGUUACCAGUUACUUCGCAGAUUCAGAUUUUUAAUGCAAAAUAUGAUUAAACUAAUAAAUCAUGAUGUAUUAUUACAGAUUUAGCUGCCCAGUAUUUAUGAAAUUAGCUCCACUUUUACCAGCUGUAACAUUAUUGAUGAACACAUUAUUCAACUGCUUGUCUCUUGGUGCAGAAGAUUCUUCCUAUCACACUGCUGUAUAGUUACUUUUACAUGUUAAGGACCUUAUUGUGCAUCUCUUUGUAUUAGUGGUAAGUAAUUAUAUUUGAUAAAACCACCAUAAAAUCAUUUCCACAUAUUGAAUGUGUGGUCUUUGGGGCCUCAGGGGGUCUUAGGGUUGGAGGAUAAACACCAAUAACGCUGUUGUAUGUUGUUGUAUUAGUAAACGAUACAUUUUCCAUUAAUAAAUUCAUUACUUGCAGCUUUUAAACCCUUUACAUGCGGUGUCUUAUUAAGUGUUUCUAUGAGAUGAAGCCGAGGUUUCAUGCUCCUCAUCCUGCCUCAUGUUUACUCCUCACACCUGUCACUGAGUGGAUCUGUGAUGCUGCCAUCCAGCUGUGAUUGAUGGGAAGCAUCGCCCGGUGCCCUGGCCCGAGGACCCUCUCCAAUAAUAAGUCGUGUCCCUGAGAGAUAUGAUGCUCAGCCUUGCGCCGCUUCUCCAUGACCCUCACACUGAGAUGAUGUAUGGCGAGUGUGUGGGCCUAUACUCCUUUGCAAUUUAUGUGCGGCGUAUGGGAGCUCAAAGCUUUCACACGCCUUGCGCACGACAUGAUCCUAUUGGACGAGCAGGGCAGGGGAGAUAGAGAGAGAGAGAGACAGAAGGAGAUAGAGAGAGAGAGAGAGAGAGAGAGAGAGAGAGAGAGAGAGAGCAGUGUUCACCAUCUCCUGUCUCUCCAGCGGCAGACACACAAUGCUCGUUAACAGGCUCCAGAUGCCUUUACAAAAAACGCGCGUCUGCACGCUGCCUGGAUCACCUCUUCUCUUUUGAAUCGCGCACUUGAAUCUGUCUGUCUGUCAUCGAAGAAUAAUUAAAAAAAAAAAAAAAAAACAAGAUUAUGGGGUCGCCUGCGGUCUCAAAACACGUGGGAAGCUUAUUUGCGAGGCUGGAGGCUGCGCGCCCGUCCUCCCUCCUGUGAUGGAGGAGCGCGGUGGUGGUGCAUCGGUGGAAAUGAGUGAGUAGGUGCGGGAGGAGAUAAUCAAUGAAGACACCGAGGGCUCCUGUGCGUUUGGACAAGGUCAGAGUCUAGACUGGGCGAGAUUAUGUCCAUGUGGAGACAACAAGCAGGGACUUUUACGCUUCCUCUGAGGGGACGAGGUCGCCUGGGGAUGUCCCCUGAAAACCAAGAGUUUCUCUCCGUGCGUCCGAUUGCGGAGGCAGCGAAAAUCCCUCCAUCUGCAUGAUGAUGGUUUCUUUUUGAGAAAACCUCCGAGCUGACAUGGAUCCCUCAGCCUGGAGAUAAAGUUUCUCCUCUCUUUGCUCGAUGAUUUGCUCGCCGCUCGUUUCGAUUAUUACGCACAGUUGAACCCGGUUCAUGUGAUUUAAGAGGCUGCUUGUCAAAAGGAGGAAAGAGGAGGUGGGGUUAGGUUUGAAUUCCAUCAGAGCAGCAACCAAACAGCGGCGGCCAGCUGUGCCUCUGGACGGUCACAUCUGUCGUUGUUGUCGUCGCUGUCCAUGGUGCUCAACUCGUGCUCCAGGAAUGGUGGAGACGCUGAGUAUCGCAGUCAUCGGUGCUCCCGGAGUGGGGAAAACUUCUAUAAUCCGCCAGUUCAUCUAUAACGAUUUCUCGGAGGUGUACACACCGACCAGGAGCAGAUAUGUGUACAGACCCUCCGUCAUACUGAACGGGAACAUGUAUGAGUUGAAGAUUUUGGACGUCCCGCCAAUCUCCUCCUUUCCAUCAAGCUCCAGUCAGGAGUGGCUGGAUUUGCGCUGCAGAGGUGUUCGCAAUGCCAACGCCUACAUCCUGGUGUACGACAUCUGCUGCGUGGAGAGCUUUGAAUAUGUCAAGAUGAUCAGGCAGCAGAUAGUGGAACACAGGGAAGGCAGCAGCAGCGAGGUGCCAAUCCUCGUGGUGGGCAACAAGCGAGAUCUGCAGCGGCAGCGCUUCAUGCCUCGCAGGGCAGUGUCGGUCCUGGUGAAGAAGACCUGGAAAUGCGGUUAUGUGGAGUGCUCUGCCAAAUUUAACUGGCACGUGGUCCUGCUCUUCAAGGAGCUGCUGGGCAUCGCCGUGGCACGGGGCAUGCGCCAGAACCACACCUCCAUCCGUCUGCAGGGGGCGCUACAGAGGAAUCGCUGCACCAUCAUGUGACCCAGAGAGCCCCCCUCCACCCCCUCUCACCUCAGUGGAGCGGCAGUGGAGAAAAGGACUUUUUAUCUAAAUGGCUGGAAAUAUACCCUGUGGCCUCCUGCUUUACUGAGCUGAUUUUUCAUAAUGAGGUUUAUUAGACUCUUGCGCUGUAAAAGACACUAAACAUUUCACCCAUGGUCAUCCAACCACUUCCUAGUCCAACUCUACCAAAUGCAUAGAUGCAAGAAGGGAGGUAGAAGAAGAGGAAGCAGGUGAAAUAUGACUAGCACAGUUAUUUUUCCUCAUAUCCACUAGACAUUUGAUGGUUCCAAAAUUACACAGCAGCAGCAGCAGCAGCAGCAGCAGGUCUUACGGAGGGUUGUUUUGUGGCUGUAGCUGGGCCUGACAGGAUGGAAGCUGGAGAUUGUGAGACUCAAAACGGAGAGGCAGCAAUAUCAUCGAGUCUUCCUUUUGAAUUUGUCAUAUUUAGUAAGGUUAACAGCAGAUGCUCAUACCAGACACAUUUGGAUUUCUCUGAGGGUGUGCGGUUAGCUUCCAGGGGAGAUUAUCUCGGGAAAUGUACAGAUACGAUGAGAUGGUGUUUAAUUUUAGAUUCUAAGAAGUAGCCUGCAUUUUUCCCCCCCGCUUUCCCUGUCCUGGUUUCAAACUUAGCCUACAGUAAAAGCUGUUUUUUUUUUUCUUUUUCAGACGAAGGGUGUUUUAAGGUUGUCUUGCAGCAGAAAAUACUGCAGUCCUUAUCAUGAUGUACUGUAGGGCUUUAAUCUGCUCCCUCCCCUCACUCAGUGUCUGUUUCUGAUGAAUACAUUAAAUCCAGGGAACUGGGGACCUGCAGGAGGCUGCAGAGCCUGAAACGAGAACCUGUGCAUGCAAUGUGGAUGUUUACGUGUGUGUGUGUGUGUGUGUGUGUGUGUGUGUGUGUGUGUGUGUGUGUGUGUGUGAGAGAGAAAGAGACACAGAGCAAGACAGAGCGAGUGAGUGGGGGACAGAGAGGCGCAGGUUUGAUAGCUGACAUUCAGGCAAGCAAAGGACAGACACAAGAAGAAAAGAGACAGAUGUUGAAGCUUUGGAUUAGGAAGGAGCAAUAACAUCCCACAGGAAUGUCCUGUCUGACUAUAUAUACAUAUAUAUAUCCACAAAUUAUAUCAAAUGUCUCACAAACAAUACAUGUGUGCUCAGACAUCCUGCAGAAAUAACGAAGACUUCCACAAAACACAACACGACUGCACGACAGAGACACAGGAAACCUUAGUAAAGCUUCAGUAUCUGAAUAGUAUCUAAUUGGUAUUGUUGUUGAGAUUAACAGUUGCUUUUUCCUUUGAUUAGGCCUAGCUAGGUAGUUUGUGAAUACGGCUGCGCUGAAAGUAAGCAGACCUAUUGUAUAUAAGAGUGAUUCAUAGAGUAAUUCGACUUGCAUGCUUUUGUUGGUAGAGCCAACGGGGUCAGGGUUUAAUUGCACUGAUGUUUAAAUUUGAUAUUGUGUUUAAUUUUUUGUAAUACAUGGGUUUUUUCUGACACUGUAAUGAGCAGCUGAGUGGAGUGAAUGUCGUCGUUUUUCACUGGCAUGUGAGAGCACAAGCUCCUGAUUCUCUCCAAGAUGUAGUGUUGAACCCUUCAAUCAGGGCAGAUGGCUGUGUGUAGUUUUUUUGGUUUUCUGUUCUGUUUCCUAGUUAAAAAAAAAAGAAAAAGAAAUAUGUAGCAGAGAUUCUCUAGAAAGCAACUGUGUGUAGCAUGAGUUCUCAUCGGUUUGUCUGCUGCGCGUUUCCAAAUAAAAAGGGCUACUGUUUUUUAUCAGAAACAUUACUUGUAUUUAUUUUUACUGUGUUAGUACUGUGAGUGUUAUAAUUUUUUUUUUCUUUUUGGACACAUGAUGAAUUAUUAAAUGCAUUUGAGAACAGCAACCUCACUCUGGUCACUUUUUUUGUGCACCACAUUAAGAUCAUUUUGACAACAUUGCCACCUUGUGGUAAAGCAAUGUUAUCAGGAGUCAAAUCAGAGGCAGAUAAAGGGGGCAUCACACACACACCGAACCCCUUCCAGUUAAGAUAAGAUAGACUUCGAUGAUCCCACAGUGACAGUGAGGGAAAUCCACUUGUCACAGCAGCUUGUCUACACGUGGUGGAUAAGAAAUCACUCAUAAAUGAGAAAUAUAUAAAUAAAAGGUGGUGUUAAAGAGUCUGACAGCUGUGGUAGCGCUCCUUCUUACA